This is a messenger RNA of Odobenus rosmarus divergens (Pacific walrus), 4473 nucleotides long. RefSeq names its product splicing regulatory glutamine/lysine-rich protein 1 (gene SREK1). NCBI's taxonomy places the organism in Eukaryota, Metazoa, Chordata, Mammalia, Carnivora, Odobenidae. Gene Ontology annotation, cellular component: nucleoplasm. Gene Ontology annotation, molecular function: RNA binding. The transcript has 12 exons. The record is from RefSeq and is a predicted model, not a curated record. Bases 158 to 2026 code for a protein of 622 amino acids.
GGGAGCAGGGGAGUUGUGGAAUGGGCGGCUAGACCUGCCCACCGCCGUGAAUUUGCCAGCAGGAGCGCGCUCGCGGGCGCGCGUUCUUCGCCUUCCCGGCUGCGUCGCUGACGCGUCGUAGACGUUGGGGAGCGGAGGACAGCAGCAGCGGGUCGGGAUGAACAGCGGCGGCGGCUUCGGUUUGGCUUUAGGCUUCGGCCUUACCCCUACGGCGGUGAUUCAGGUGACCAAUCUGUCGUCGGCGGUGACCAGCGAGCAGAUGCGGACGCUUUUUUCCUUCCUAGGAGAAAUCGAGGAGCUGCGGCUUUACCCCCCAGACAACGCACCUCUUGCUUUUUCUUCCAAAGUAUGUUAUGUUAAGUUUCGUGACCCAUCAAGUGUUGGCGUGGCCCAGCAUCUAACUAACACGGUUUUUAUUGACAGAGCUCUGAUAGUUGUACCUUGUGCAGAAGGUAAAAUUCCAGAGGAAUCCAAAGCCCUCUCUUUAUUGGCUCCUGCCCCAACCAUGACAAGUCUAAUGCCUGGUGCAGGCUUGCUUCCCAUACCGACCCCAAAUCCCUUGACUACAUUGGGUGUUUCCCUUAGCAGUUUGGGAGCCAUACCAGCAGCAGCACUAGACCCCAACAUUGCAACACUUGGAGAAAUACCACAGCCACCACUUAUGGGAAAUGUGGAUCCUUCCAAAAUUGAUGAAAUUAGGAGAACAGUCUAUGUUGGCAAUUUGAAUUCCCAGACAACGACAGCUGAUCAACUACUUGAAUUUUUUAAACAAGUUGGAGAAGUGAAGUUUGUGCGGAUGGCAGGUGAUGAGACUCAGCCAACUCGGUUUGCUUUUGUGGAAUUUGCAGACCAAAAUUCUGUACCAAGGGCCCUUGCUUUUAAUGGAGUUAUGUUUGGAGACAGGCCACUGAAAAUUAAUCACUCCAACAAUGCAAUAGUAAAACCCCCUGAGAUGACACCUCAGGCUGCAGCUAAGGAGUUAGAAGAAGUAAUGAAGCGAGUACGAGAGGCUCAGUCCUUUAUCUCAGCAGCCAUUGAACCAGAGUCUGGAAAGAGCAAUGAAAGAAAAGGCGGUCGAUCUCGUUCCCACACUCGUUCAAAAUCCAGGUCUAGCUCAAAAUCCCAUUCUAGACGAAAAAGAUCACAGUCAAAACACAGGAGUAGAUCCCAUAAUAGAUCACGUUCAAGACAAAAAGACAGACGUAGAUCUAAGAGCCCACAUAAAAAACGCUCUAAAUCAAGGGAGAGACGGAAGUCAAGGAGUCGUUCGCGUUCACGGGAUAAGAGAAAAGACACCCGAGAAAAGAUCAAGGAAAAGGAAAGAGUGAAAGAAAAAGAUAGAGAAAAGGAAAGGGAAAAAGAGAGAGACAGGGAGAAGGAACGUGAAAAAGAAAAGGAACGGGGUAAAAACAAAGAGAAAGACCGGGAUAAAGAACGGGAAAAGGACCGGGAUAAAGACAAGGAAAAGGACAGAGAGCGAGAGCGGGAAAAAGAACAUGACAAGGAGCGAGACAAGGAGAAGGAACAGGACAAGGACAGAUCGAAAGAGAUAGAUGAGAAAAGAAAGAAGGAUAAAAAAUCCAGAACACCGCCCCGAAGUUACAAUGCAUCAAGAAGAUCUCGUAGUUCCAGCAGGGAAAGGCGUAGGAGGAGGAGCAGGAGUUCUUCCAGAUCACCAAGAACAUCAAAAACUAUAAAAAGGAAAUCUUCUAGAUCUCCAUCCCCUAGGAGCAGAAAUAAGAAGGAUAAAAAGAGAGAAAAAGAAAGGGACCACAUUAGUGAAAGAAGAGAGAGAGAACGUUCAAGCUCUACAAGAAAGAGUUCUAAUGACCGAGAUGGAAAGGAAAAGUUGGAGAAGAACAAUACUUCACUUAAAGAGAAGGAACACAAUAAAGAACCAGAUUCAAGCGUGGGCAAAGAAGUAGAUGACAAGGAUGCACCAAGGACUGAGGAAAACAAAGUACAGCAAAAUGGGAGUUGUCAGCCAAAUGAAGAAAACCUCUCUACCAAAACAGAAGCAGUAUAGGACUGACAAAUGCACCUCUAAACACAUGCUGGAAUAAAAUCCAAAGCUUUUAAUUCUCUCAACAAGAUGUUAAACAGUGAAGAAACCCAGUUGAGCAUAAAGAUACAAACUAACAGCUUUUCUAGUUGUUAGGUGACUUUGUGGCCAUCUUGUUACGGAGUAAGAAAAUAAAGCAUGGACAUCGUGAAAAUAACACGUGUGACCCAAACUCAUCUUCUAGAAUCUGUGCAUUUCCAUGGUGGCUGACACACUUGUCAUGUGGUUUGUUAGUGUUUGCCAAGAACUAUUACAAAUAGAUGGGACAUCAAAGAUCCAAAUUUGUACUAUCCAUAAAGACUGGAGAUAAGCAUUGGAGGCUCUUUAAAAAAAUGGUAGUUGCUGAAUUUUGUAUUGUUUUACUUUUUUUUCUUUUUAAAUUUCAAUAUAUACGGAUUUGAUGAUGUGCUUGAAAUCGGUGCAAAUAUAUACACACCCUCGUAAGUGCAGAGUAUGUAAGAAGUUUUUAACAUUUACUUCACAGGAUUUACGGUGAUUGUGUUAAAUUCUCACUUUUUGUGUUUUCUUUUGCUCACUGUUUAGGACAACAGUUUUUUUUUCUCGUUAAAAUAGUUUUACAGACUAAAAUUGCUUAACUAAGUGGUUUAACAAACAACUGACAAUGCAUGCUCCUGUUCUCUUUCAAAAGGAAGAGCACCCAUGUUGAAUACUAAUAAUAAUGUAUUAGUAUUCGGUGUUUAGAAUCAUUGGGUCUCCCCACAAAGUAAGCACUUCUUUUUGAACUUCCUUGACCUUUCCAAGCUUAUUAUGAAUAAUAUUGCAGUGUGUGUUGUCAGCUGUAGGUGGCAAAGGUGGCAUUAUAAAAAGAAAACUGUGUUUUCAAAAUGGGCUAUGGGAGCACAAGCUGAAGCUUUAGUGCCUUCUACAGUGUGGUGUGCUGUUUUCUAGAAUUUUAUAUGUGCUAGUCAUUCUCAGUUCAUAGGGGAUGUAGAUGGAUAUUCCAUUCACUCCCAUAGAGAAGUGUGCAAGUGGUAUGUCAGAAGAGCUUCUUAUAUAUUUCACCUAACAUGAGGGAAGUCCUGUUUUCAAGAAUGACUUGAGAGCUUACAACAACCAUGCAGUUUUGGGACCAUCAGUUUUAUACUGUGAUAAUUGAAAAUGAAGCAUGUUCUUACUUGACUUAAAUCAAAGCGAACACUUUCGUUGUCUCCAUUGGAUGGCCUUAAUUAUUACCUCUUAAUUAUCUUCUCAUAAAUGAUGUGCAGAAAUUCUAUGUAAAGGAGAACACAUGAGGUUAUUUGUUUUAAGGAUAUGUUUACUUGAGUUUAAAAUACAGGUCAUCCGUUACGCUUAGGCUCACUUUCUGCAGGAAGUAACAAGUAGUAAAAUGACAACAUUGCUAAUAUUUUCCCCCAAAGCCAUAACUCAUAGUUUCAGAAAUCUUUUCAUUAUUGUUUUGUUCCCCCCAAAGUUAUACCUUUUAAUUAGCAUGUUAUUAAAAAAAUCAAGUAUAAUUAUUUUAAUGCAGUCUAAUACAAUCAGAUUACUCCGUUGCCUUACCUCAUGGGAAGAAUUACUUAUAGAUUUAAAAAGCUGAGUAGCUCAUCAGUUACUUGGUUUCAACUUGAGUUUUCUUUUAAUGUUAAUACUAUUGAAACUUUAAGUAUUUGGUAGAGAAUGGAAAGAAUUGCCCUUAUUGCAAUGAAGCCUGGUUUGACUACGAAGCUGCUUAAUUACUCUUUCAUGUGUUCAGAAUUACUGUGUUUUUUUUUUCCUUUUUGUCACUGUGUACAUUAAAAUUUUUGAAAAUGCUUUACUAUGUAAAGUAUAGAUGGUCAUUUUAAUCAUUCAACCACAUACGGUUGGCUGGUAAACAGCUUAUUCUGAUACAAGAAUGCUUGAGUGCAUAUGGAAAGAUUGUGAAGGAGUGUGUGUCUUGCAUCAACAGUUGUCUUAUUUAUAAUAUGUAAGUAGAAUAGAGCAAAUGUUUGAAUCUUUGUUAUUUUUAGUACCAUUUCUCUAAUAAAGCUAAGUAUUUUAGAGGAAAGUAUUUGUUUAUGCAUUUCAAAACAGCAUCUUAGUUUAUGUUUAUCUUGUUUUAGUUGGCAUAGAGAUUGUUUCGACAUGGAGAAUGAAUGUGUGGUGUCUAUAAAACAAUCAUUUAAAGUUUGAAUUAUUUCUUGUACUCUGGACUCUUAAUGUUUUCUGUGUUGGUAGUUAACACACUUAAUUUGGUUCUUGCUGCUACUUAUUUUUCCUGUUGGUGAUAUUCAGCUUUAAAAUAAUGAUACUUCUUUUGAAAGACUCUGAUAUGUGAAAGUUGGACAUGAAUAGGAAUACAAGAGAUCCAGAUGAAGUAAAAAAAUGUUCUUAAAUGGGCUUAUGGAAGCAAAGCUUUUUAGGGCCUGGAGGUAUUGGAGUGAGUGUGAGUAUGCGUGUGUGUGUGUGAG